Molecule: messenger RNA, 1136 nt
Organism: Daktulosphaira vitifoliae (grape phylloxera)
Lineage: Eukaryota; Metazoa; Arthropoda; Insecta; Hemiptera; Phylloxeridae
Gene: ND-30
Product: NADH dehydrogenase [ubiquinone] iron-sulfur protein 3, mitochondrial
Exons: 6
Coding region: 123-923 (266 amino acids)
Molecular function (GO): NADH dehydrogenase (ubiquinone) activity
Source: RefSeq, a predicted model, not a curated record
AAUUUUCUUGAAACAUACCAUUACUCUUAAAUAAAUUAUUUAGAUAUUGGUCUAAGGAAUUGAAUGAGCUUUGAAUUUUAAUAUAAUAUAUCAACAGUAAAUAUUUUAAUAUUAUAUUAAUUAUGGCUGUACGUAUUGCUAAUAAAAUUUUACAACAAUCUAAGUAUCUCGGGUUCACUAAAGUUGCAACACAAUCACUUGGUAUACCUAAAUACAUUAUUGGAAAAGUACGGUUUCAAAGCACAGAAGUUCCAGUGGAAGCAAAAUUGACUGUUAGACAAGUGAAUGAAGUAGUGAAACAAAAUUUAGUUGAUUUUGGAAAAUAUAUUGCCGAGUGCUUACCAAAAUAUGUUCAAAAAGUUCAAAUAGCAACAGGAGAUGAAUUAGAAGUGCUUAUUGCACCAGAAGGUGUUGUACCUGUUUUGCAAUUUUUAAAGGAUCAUCAUAAUUGUCAAUUCGCUAACUUGUCAGAUAUCUGUGCUGUUGAUAUUCCACAGCGACAAAAUAGAUUUGAGAUAGUAUAUAACUUACUUUCUGUUCGCUACAAUGCAAGAAUACGAGUAAAAACAUACACUGAUGAAUUAACUCCUGUAGAUUCUGCUACAGCUAUUUAUGAAGGAGCCAACUGGUACGAAAGAGAAAUAUGGGAUAUGUAUGGUGUAUUUUUCAGCAACCACCCAGAUUUAAGAAGAAUUUUAACAGAUUAUGGUUUUGAAGGUCAUCCAUUCCGUAAAGAUUUCCCAUUGUCUGGUUAUGUUGAAGUAAGGUAUGACGAUGAAAAACAAAGAGUUGUUGUAGAACCAUUAGAAAUGACACAAGAAUUUAGACGUUUCGAAUUAUCCACGCCAUGGGAACAAUUUCCAAACUUUAGAAAUGCUCCUCCUCCAGUUGAAGAAGUUCCAUUGGAAAAAGGGCAAAAAUAGUUACAAUUUACAGCCAAAAAAUUUGUCAGCAACCUCUACAAUAGGCAAUCCAAUUUCUUUCUUUAGUACAGAUCGUAUAGUUUCUACCUGUUAAUCAAUUAUCAAGAGAUGUCAUGUUUUAUUUCAUUUUAUUAUUUGUAAGCAUUUUAUGAAAGAAUGUAAAAUAAAUAAAUUAUUUUGAAAAUAAAAUUAUUAGCAUGUUUGAUUAGCAAC